AUGGAUUGCUACGAUGAAUUGUUUGUUGAAAUAUUAUCUUUUAUUGAUAAGUACGAAGAUUUAAUCAAUUGUCAUUUGGUUGACUUUAUUACUGACAAUCUUUGGGAAAAAUGUUUGCCUGGUGCUUUGAAAAGCGAACUAGAAGAUUUGGAAAAAAUAAAUUAUAAUUUGACCGUCUACAGUCAUAUAAAUGAAAAUUGUGAAUUAAAAAAUUUUAUUGAGAAAAUUAAUUACUUAAACUUAAAAAAUAAUCCUCAUCUUUUAAAACUUGAAGACUUAUCUGUUUUAUCUGAUAAUAAAUUCAGCUGGAAUGAAUUUUGUAACAAAAAUAAUGACAAUAAUAAUAAAAUAAAACAAAACUUUAUGAAGGAUAAAAAGAAUUAUGAAAUUGAAGUUCUGACAAAAGUUAUUGGAUAUUUGUCAAAAAUAAAUUCAAGUUUAGUAAUUGAUGUUGGAGCUGGUAAGGGUUACCUAGGUACAAGUUUGUAUGAAAAUUACAAAAUACCGGUAGUUGCUAUUGAUUCGUGUGAAUCAAGACACAAAAGUGCUAUCAGUAGACAAAAAUUGCUAUUGAAAAAAACACACAAGUCUUAUCCUCUGGUCCAGCAUUCAAUCAAUUACAUAAAUGAAUCAACAGACUACUCAGAAUUAAUAAAUUCGGCACUUCCAGAUUACAAUGGUCAGGAUAAUUAUCUUCUUGCUGGAUUGCAUACUUGUGGAUCAUUGGCUGGAGCAAUGAUAAAAGGAUUUUUAAAUUCUCCGAGUCUUAAAACUCUUUGCGUAGUUUCAUGCUGUUAUCAUUUAACCGAGGAAUGUUUAACUAAAAAUUGUAAAUUCACGACAAAUGCUCGCAUGCUUGCUCAACAAUCAGUCGAAAGAAUGUCUAAAAAAUCUAAACAGUAUUCUCCUUCUUUAUUUUACCGGUCAUUACUUCAAAAAAUUGGACUUGAACAAAAUCAAAUUCCUUCUACUGAAGAUUUAGAAAAAUUACAUCGAGCUUAUGCCGAUCGAGAAUGGAAAAUGAAUGCUUUUCAAUACUUGAGAGUUCAUUUAGCUUCUUUAAUUGAGUCGGCUUUAGUUUUAGACCGGGUAAUUUAUUUACAAAAGAGUGGUAAAUGCUCAAAAGCAUCUGUUGUACGUCUUUUUGAUCCGUUAUUAUCACCACGUUGCUAUGCAAUUAUUGCUCUAAAGUAA
Messenger RNA from Cotesia congregata, 1194 nucleotides. The record is from the annotation of a GenBank genome assembly. Lineage: Eukaryota; Metazoa; Arthropoda; Insecta; Hymenoptera; Braconidae.